Microtus oregoni (creeping vole) is the source of this 5424-nucleotide messenger RNA. It is a transcript of the gene Pcare, whose product is annotated as photoreceptor cilium actin regulator. NCBI's taxonomy places the organism in Eukaryota, Metazoa, Chordata, Mammalia, Rodentia, Cricetidae. The record is from RefSeq and is a predicted model, not a curated record. The transcript has 2 exons. Gene Ontology annotation, cellular component: photoreceptor inner segment; photoreceptor outer segment. Gene Ontology annotation, biological process: photoreceptor cell outer segment organization; protein localization to photoreceptor outer segment. Bases 241 to 4083 code for a protein of 1280 amino acids.
UCCAUGAGCCUGGGGCCCGUCAGAACUGUUCCGCUGCUCACUAACAGCAGAAGCUGCAAAAUUUAGGACUACGGCAUGUCUUCCUCUUCAUCGUGGCACGGGCUCCAAGUCUAGGAGUGUGUACCAUGGACUCAGUUUGGACUGGCGUUGCCCGGAUAGACUAGCCAGGGAGACUUCUGUCCCCAGUCCCAAGGAUUCUCCAAAGACUGCAAAGGGAGAAGAUGGUGAGAAGCUGAAACCAUGGGGUGCACGCCAUCACACAGUGUCCUUGUCAACAGCGUGGCCAAGAGUGGCAUUCAGUUUUUUAAGAAGCCCAAAGCAAUUUUGCCAGAAGGUCAGAGGGGCAGGCAAAAAUGUCCCAUCCCUUUGCUGGUUCAAAGUUCCACCUUCUGUGACCCUGGUUGGGAACCGCACCUGGGACAGAAGCCAGCAGAGGAGUCAGCGAGUUCCAAGAAGCCCCAAACCAUGUCUGACGGUCUUUGUCAGCUCACAGAAGAUAUGGAAGGCCCAAUUCCAGAAAGUCAAAGAUUCCAGCUGAACAUUCCACAAAGCCGCACCGCUGCGGACAUGUCAUUCAGGGCAGAUGGCUCCCUCGGGAUACAAGAAGCAGAUUCUGCUUGGCGAGAGAGUGAGGAAAACAUGCCCCAGGAGACCUCAAAAUGGGACAACAAACCAAGGUGCCAUCAGUCAGACAACCAGAGCCAUUGCUACCAAACUAUUCCUGAGUCAAAAGGCCAAGUGGACUUCCCUGAGCCCCUGGUAAAGGCCCACCAGCACACGUAUGCCUAUCUGCAUGCUAGCCUCUCCAGAUACGAAGCGAUUCUGCGUCUCGUCCAGCAGGCCAGCCACACCUGGGAGCUGUUACAACCCAUGCUCAGCUUCCUGCUGCUGUGUUUCCAGGAAGUCAGCCAGCUCCUGGGAGAAAUCUCCAAAGAUGGAGAUGUGCUCCUCCAGGAAGUUAGAGGGGAUCUGGCCUGGCCGUCCAGGACAGGUGAGCCCUGGGAACAGCCAGACCUCCUGCAACAGUUGCUGCAAUACACAGUCAACAAGCUGCAGGUGGUCCACGGCACAGUGGCUGACCUCACUGGGACCUUGCUGGAGAGCUCCAGCAGCUGUCUCAGCACUGUGGCUAGCCACCUGAAGGGUAAACUGAACACCCAGAGAGGUAUAGACGAAGGCCUCCUAAGGGCCCUGGGACAACUAGAGAGCCUGACCACGGGCCACGGUGACCCUGGGCUGCAGGGUCCACCCUUGUGCUCUGAGGACAGUGGCAUCGGUGCCGACAAUGAGUCUGUGCAAUCCAUGGAGAAGCUGGGCAAGCAAACCAGCUGGGACUUGGCAGCAGAGCCUGGUGAAGAGAAGCCAGGGACUGCACCCCAAGUGGAAGUCAGGGUGGCAGGGCAUGCCUGGCAGAAAGGUCCAUUUUGGACAGGUUCAGACAGACACCAAGACUGUCCCCUGUCGAAGCCUAGGAUAGCGAAGGUUCAGCCUGUGGCACAGGAUAAAGCUAGGCACUCUCGUGCCUCCAGCACCGGCUCAGAAGCAGUCACCUCCAGGCCUCCAGAGGCUGCCAAAAGCAUUCUGCGGAGUUCCCUCGGGUUUGAUACCCCUGUGCAAACACAUUUUUCUCAGAGUUCUGGGUUGGUGGAUGCUCCAUCCCUGAGCGAAGAUGAGGACAGCAGCCCGGAGGAGGAAGAUGAAGUUAGCAGCACGGAUCUGCAUGCUGAGCAACAGAAAGCAUCACCUCCAAGACCACGGUCCUCACCUCCCACCCGGGAAAGCCUGUUUCAGCCAUAUUCCAGGAAGCUGAGGAGCCCCCAGGCUCAGGAAAUGAUUCUGAAGAUGAAAGAAGCCAUCAGUGAAAGGAUCAAGUUUGUCCCUGUGCCUUCCAGACCCCAGGACUGGGAUGAGGAGGAGGAGAGGACAACAAUAGUCCCUCCAAGACCUAACACAGCCUGUGGCAGCAGGAGGGCCCCUGAGAGACAAAGGAGGUCACAAUCAGAGGGAAGUCUUAAGAGCCACAUGGAAGACCCCACCCUCCAGGAGCUGAAGAGGGUUCAGACAGACCUCAGUCAGAGACUGGAGGUAUUCUAUGCCCUGGGUCAUACACGGCAGAGGCAGAACAGGGAACAGCUUCUGCAACCCAGGACGUCAGUGCUGUGGCCCCCUUCCAACUGCAGGGUAAGUCCCAGUAGUACCAUCAGCAAGUUCAAGGCCUCCCUCACCAAAAACUUCAGCAUUCUGCCCAAUCAAGACAAGAGCAUCUUGCAAAGAGGUGGUCACCUCUCUGACCAUGAGCAGCCCUGCCAGAAGAAGGCUGGGAAGCUGCCAAAUGCCAUUUUUUGUGGUGAGAAGAACAGUGGGGUUCCCAGGAACACUGAAUGGGACAUCAGGGACUGUCCCACCAGAACGUCAGUGAAGAAGCUCAUUGAGGCCUUCAGUCCCAAUGAAAGUCUGAGGAUGCCAAGGGACUCCAGGAACUUGGGGUCAAGCCCCGGCCUCAGAAAGUGGGGGGUCCCUGCCAUCCCUCCCAGAUUUCCUAUAUACAGAGGGCUAGCCCCUCUGUAUGCUAAGCCCCAAAUUUCUCCAGCAGCAGGCAGAGAACCUCUCAGGGUGAGCAUGGGCUGGAGGCCUUCUGCACCCUUUCCCCCCUUUCCCUCCCUUCCUACAGCAGAGGCAUCCAAUAGUGAGGACAACAGCUGGGAAGCAGAGGAAGACCUAGAGAACCUCCCCCCACCUCCUCUGGAAAUCCUAAUGGACAAGUCAUUCACUGCUCUGGAACACCCCGAGAGAAGUCAGCCAGCACAGAGCCCAGUGGACGAGACCCUGGUACCAGGGCUGCAAGAAGCUGGCCCACCAAGGAAAACAUGGGCUUCCCCCAAGCUGAGAGCCUCCAUGAGCCCCAUGGACUUGCUCCCUAGCAAAAGCACUGGCAGCUCCCUGAGGCUGCACAGCACUGGGCCAGGGAUCAUCAGGAAUGUGGGCAAUUCCAGAAAGCUGACCUUGGGCCUGAACUCCCAGCAAGCAGUGAGCUCAAGCCCAGAGGCAGAGGCUGGAGCUCAGAUUCAGAUACCAGAGGAGGAUGCUGCAAGGCUCUCUGAACAUGGCCAGAAGGCAAACCCUUGGCACCACCCUAACCCCACAUCUGGGCAAAGCAAGACCUGGGAACCAAGCCUGGCCCGCUCUUCACAAGGUCCACACUCUCCAGAAGCAUCCAGGAAGGGUCCAGAGAGAAGCCCUCCAGGGAUCAGGAAAACCUCUCCCACGAGAGCACAGCGGGCAUCCCCAGGGGACAGGAGGCUGCAGAGCCUCCCCUCCUCUAGUGGAUUGUCCCAGCCAGGCCUCCCUGCGGUUCUCAGCACCCCUAGCCCACCUCUGAGCCCCAGGACACUGAGCCCACCAGCCAUAAAGAAGUCAACGUCCCCACCAUGUGGAUACCUGCAGCUUAACCAAGCCCAGGAGAGCCCACCUGUCCAUCGGACAGAAACAAACACUUCUUCCUCUGCCUCCUCAUCAUCUCCCUCAGCGUCUGCCUCUCAGGGCUCCAAGGAGACGAGUCACUUUGAGGAUGGUGAAGCCACUAUGACUAAAACACCCAGGAACAAGUGGUCCAUAUUCUGCCCAUCUGCCUCCUCUCAGUUUGAAGCUAAUUCGUCAUUCUCACUAUCCCUUCCAAGGACGCUACCAGAACCUGGAGGCCCCAACAGGGCCCCAACAGGAGGCUGGAGGGGCAGCUCAGGGUCACGACCGAGGGCAGAUCCGCAGAGGAGAAUGACUCUGAGAGCUCUCAACCCCUUGCCUUUCAUCAGGACAGCUUCAGAACGCCAGCGCCAGCAGGCUCACCCUCUUCAGCUGCCCGGCUGCUCUUGGGAGACCCAUCCUUGCCAAAGCAGCGGAAGCAGCAGUGAGGAGAGCCCCAAGCAAGAGCUCCCACCUUGGAAUAAUUCCUGUGCCCCAGAAUUGCAGGGCAGUGGCACCAAGUGGGCAUCUCCUUUGGAGCUCUGUGUGCUGGGUCAUGGGCUGCAGCCAGAAGCUCGCAUCAGCCGCAACCAGGACAGAGCCCAGCCAGAGUCACAACACUAGCAGAAAGAAGUGGCCUUGGCACGUGACCCGCUGAUGCCAGUGACACUAGGACACGUGAAACAGUCAUGAGGUGUUUGCACUGCUCCAUGGACGGUGGGCAAACCGACUCGAACCGCGGUGUCUUGGAAAGACCUUGAGGAUGCUCUGCCUAGCGGGCUGCAAAGUCUUCAGCAACAACUGGAUUCACUUCGCAGCAAUGAUCCUGCUUUGCCUGGGGUUUCGAUGUUAAUGAAAACCUUAGCGCCUACAAUAAUACCCUUUAUCUUUUCAAGCGCUGGCCUUAAUUAGAGGGAAAAUAUAUUCGUUCUUAGAGGGCCACGUGAUAACCAGUGGUGAUGACACCAUUUAAACCACAACCAUGAGUGAAAUGGUAUCCCCUGGAUAAGAAAAGCAAAGUUGUGGGGAAGCGUCCCCAGGAGGGCACUGCCCCCCAACCAAGGCUCUUGCUGGAGUUCAGACAAAUUAGAAGAACAAAGCACAAACAGGUACAAUGUGGGUGGCCUUGGACUCUGCAUUCUUCAUUAAAUUCCAUUGCCUUUGGUUAAUCUGUCACUGUACCUGCCUACAGCAUAAGAAGUCAUACAAACAGUGGGACAAGCUAAAUUUUUUUUAUUUGUCUUAAGGUUAAAUGGCAUGAUGGUUAAUGUUGUCAGCUUGACAGAAUCCAGUACCACUGAAGAGGCAAGCCUUUGCUCACAUCUGUGAGGGAUUUUCUAGGUUGAGUUCGAUGAGGUAGGAAGCUCCGCCCUACUAUGGUUGGCACCUUUCCAUGUGGGUUGGGAGGUUCAGAUCCUGAACCUCAGAAAAGAGGAAGAAAACUAAAGACCAUCAUUCAUUUCUUCCUGCUUCCUGACUGUGGAUGCAAUGUGACCAGCGACCUCCAGUUCCUACCACCCCAUGAUAGACUGCACCCCUCAACCUGUGACGCCAGGAUCAACGCUCCUCCACGAAGACGCUUUUGUCAGGCUAUUUUGUCCCAUAUGUGAGCAGGGAAACCAAUUACACGUGGUUUGUCUCAACAACACAGCAUUGAAGUCUCCACUCAAAGCUUUGUUUAGAAGCAAAUUGCUCCUGACCCUGGAAAAUGAGGCAGAUUGGAACACCCAUCCCCUCCCACCCACACCUUGCUUCUCCUGUUCAUGCCCACUUGUGACCAUACCACCCUUGACCUCAGUGUGUAUCAAAUUCUCUGGCUGAGCUAAACACCCACACACUCUGGGUCUGAGCAAACACAACUGAGCCUCCCAAACAAGAGGCCUGUUCUUUGCACCGGGUAGGGGCCCCGAGCCCAGAGAUAGGGAGGGUAUGAGGCAUUCUCACAGACCUCCCCACCCCCCAAGA